This is a messenger RNA of Culex quinquefasciatus (southern house mosquito), 6865 nucleotides long. RefSeq names its product calcium/calmodulin-dependent 3',5'-cyclic nucleotide phosphodiesterase 1A. The transcript is spliced from 9 exons. NCBI's taxonomy places the organism in Eukaryota, Metazoa, Arthropoda, Insecta, Diptera, Culicidae. Gene Ontology annotation, biological process: signal transduction. The coding region runs from base 2739 to 5840 and encodes 1033 amino acids. The record is from RefSeq and is a predicted model, not a curated record. Gene Ontology annotation, molecular function: 3',5'-cyclic-AMP phosphodiesterase activity.
UUCAGUCUGCCAGCGUUGGCCACCAGCUUCAGUUUGCUCACAGAGGGCACUGAGUUCGCGCGCGCAACGGAAGAAAAACUCCGUCGGGAAAAAUCGCGGUUUUUUGGCGUCCGGGAAAAAACGGCCUCUCACGGAACCUAGGUUAUCGGCGAGAUUUGCGGGGAAAACAAGAUAAGCCAGCCCGCGAGUCGCCACGUUAUCGGGUUCGCGUUAUCGGAGGGGUGCCCUGAUUGCAGCUUUUCUCCAGCAAGGGGGAACGACACCCAGAAGUGCAGAGUUGGUGGAAAGUUUCCUCAAUAAAAGUUGAGUUAAGGUCGACAAAGUCGACUGAUUGAAUUGGAGAAGUUCACGUAGUUCAAAGAACCUUAAAAAGUGCAGUAAACUUUGACAUCUUUUGACAGUUUUGAGGUUAUGUCGACAAAGUCGACCAAUGUGUUCUUCUGCCGUCUAGCUCCAAAGAAUAUCCAAAGUCGCUUAACGAAAACCCUAGUUUGAGUGACUUCCAAUAGAGUAGUGUACAGUGAAAAUUAACUGGACAUGUUCAAGGUUAUGUCAACAAACACAACCUAUCCAUCGCCAGGUCUAGCAGCUGUUAUAGUCGACUAGCACUACAAACAUUGACAGCUACCAAACUAGCCCUGGAAAGUGCCCAGAGUAGCUGGAUGAAUUCCUAACCUUAAAGAAUUCUUAAAUGAGAAGUGUAGUAACAACUUUGAGGUUAGAUCGACAAAUCGAACCUACGGGUUUCGGAAUUUCAGUGUAAAGGCCUACGAAGCAGAAGUUUUUGAGGUUCUGGAUUGAAACUGUCAGCCAAAAGAGACUUUUUGAAGCACAGCGAUUCAAGUGUUAAAACCGUUUUGCGGUUAAGUUGACUAUAUCGACUACUUCAGUUCUUGAAGAACUUAUUGUGGGAAUCAGCCUCAAUGCUGAUCUGAGUCCAGGCAGAUGUUGUCAGUACUAAAGAUAGUAAAAGUACAAUAAAUCUUCGAUGCUGACAAAGAAGACUUAAAGUCGACAUAGUCGACAAACCAAAUCUGAGUGCAUGUAGAAACUCUAAAGUUUUCGAAGAGUUCCUGAAAAAAGUUCCCAGUAUAAGGAGCAUUGAGCAUUGUGCAAGUUUCUGAGUCAAUUUUGAGGUUAAGUCGACAAAGUGGACACCUUGGGUGGUUGGUAAAAUUGGAUUUUAAAUGUGUAUUAAGAGAAUUUAAAUGCCAUGGACACUUUUCUGGGUGAAAAUUCCCAUAAUUCGAAAGUGAACUGUGUUUGAGAUUAUGUCGACUAAGUCGACCUCUACAGUUUGAAGUGCAACCAAGAAACUCAAGAAGCUGUCUCUGAAUCUCCAGCUGAAGUUCCUGAUCCAACGUGCACCGCACCCUCACAAGCUGUCAAAACAAAACCAUCCUCCUUUGAGGUUAAGUCGACCUCCAGUUCUGGGUGCACCAACCUGUUCCAUGUGGGAACCAGCUCCAGACGUGCGGUCGUAAAUAAUCGUGGCAGAAACGAGAAGAAACGGGGGGAGGAAAAAAUCAAUCAGCCCCGUGUGUCACUUUCAUUCCGCGGGAGCUUCCGGUGGCGCGAAAAUCGAAAGUGUAAACACUUCGCGCGGGGUUAAGUCGACGCGUGCCCGGGCGUAAAUUGGACGGUCGACAAGUGUGUGUGUGUGUGUCGGUGUUUGUGUGCCGGGCGGUGGAGCCAAUGAAAAAGCAAUUUCGGAAAAUUAGCUCCCAUCGUAAUUUGUGUGAAGUGGGAUUGAUCGGGCCUCGUUGACCUCCCGGGGCGGCGUACGUCGACUACGUCGACUCGUUGAUUGUGGGCGAUCGGGCGGAGUUUUUUGAGUGGUUUUUUUUCGAGAAUCGAAAAGGUUAGAUCAAAAGCUAAAAGUUUGUGUCAAUACUGGUGAAGUAAACCGUGAAGAUUGGCGAAGGAAAUUGUUAAUGAGUGAAUGCUGAGGAAGCUCAAAGAAGAAAGAAGACGAAGCAGCUGCAGUUUUAUCGCCGUCAUCAGGUGUAACGUCGACCUUCUUCGGGGCAGUCGGCCAAGUCAACCCAACGAAGUUCGCGCGCGCUCUCCGUCAUUACUUAGUCGUCGGUCUCCGAAAUCCCGUCCAAUCCAGCUGUGCUUCGUGGCUCAAGAAGCUGUCAAUUCCUGCAACGAGUGCACUUUGCUUUCUGGUUCAAACGUCGUCCGAAAAGUGUGUGAGAGAGAGAGCCUUUCAAUUAAGGCUACGUAAUUUAGUUAGCAUAACGUCGUUUAGAGCUAGUGAAAUUAGCAACCUUCUCGGGGCAGCCUGAACGUCGAGAAAAGGUCAGUCGCUGCUGAAAUGUGGGUUUCUUCUGUCGAAAACACACCCACGUGGCGGGACCACCCCCUGGAAUAACAACAACCGGAGCAUCCAAUCGAGCGUAACGGUGGAAAAACAUCAAAACAGCCUGCAGCUAUGCAACCCGGUCGACCGUAACGCAGAACGUGACCUCGCUGGAUAUACAUCGCUAGAGGAACGUGAUUUUCUCGGAAUGAAAUUGAUGAAGAUGGAGUUGGGGCAGGCUAAUUAACUACAAAGUUGAUUAUAAUUUGCCAAUUCAAUCAACUGGGGGCAGUUUGUGUUUGAAAAAUGAAAAUUGAUGUCUUAAAAAUGUAAUUUAAGUGAUGUUCUAAGCAGUUCUUAAGAAAGUCCAAAUCCCAUCGAAACAAGUGACCAAACAAAAAUCAAACCAACGAAAAAUUUCCCCGUAAGCAAAAUGGCCGACUCCAGCUCAAGCGACGAAGAGCUGGCCCAGGCCGCCACCACCCUGCCCAAGUCCUCCACGGUGGCCCUGCAACGGCGCGGUCCGGCCCAGUGCCACGAGUGUUACGGCGACUGUGCCGACUGUUGUGUGCCCUGCUGCAAGGACACCGUCCACCGGUGCCACUCGGAUGGUGCCACCGCAGCUUCUCUCUCGCGGAUUGUGACCGGAAAGAACCUGCUGACCCGAACAAUGCGGUACGCGCCCGGGCCGGCCACCCGGAAGUGCGUCCUCACGCUGGACGGGUACUCGUACGUGAUUGUGGCCAGCUCGCCGGAGAACAAAUUCACCAAAGAUGAUCUAACGGUGGCCCCGCGGGAACAGUCGCCCUGUUACGACGCCACUUGCCACCAGCAGCAAGGCUCGACCGCGGCCAGUUACGGUUCCUGCUCGACGUCGGCGUCCUCAUCGGCGACCUCCCACCACCAUCACCACCAGCACCACAACCAACCGUCGUCGGAACAUCACCACCUGGUGCAGCAACAACAGCCGAGGCCCCCCUCGUCUGGCCCAAAUUGCCACCCACAUCCGCACCACCCCCACCAUCAUCAUCAUCAUCAGCACCACCACCCCACCGCCGCCGCAACAACCCACCAGCAGCAGCAUCCGCAUCAACCGGGGUGCUCCUCGCCGGGGUCGUCCUUUGGGGAUUGCUGCGCCCGGAAUGGACAAAUUGCAAAGCAAGGAAGCCUGACGAUUGUAAGACGUACCAACAGCAGAAAAAAUACGCACAUCCUGCAGCAGCAGCAGCCACUCCAGUAUCAUCCACUUGAUUCCGCCGCCGACGGUGACUAUCAGAACCAGACCCAGCUGCUGGAAUUGGACGAGUCGUCGUCGUCGUCGUCGCAGCCGCUGACCGAAAGUGAACUCGCGUUCGUCAACAGCCAGCUCAGCCGGGAGCUCGAAAGUAUGCAACCCACGGGCGCCGCCGGCACCGGGUCCGGGCCCGGGUCGCCACCGGCGUCCAGUGGCACCGUCGUUGCCGUCGUGAACCGGGCCGCGUCCGCCGAUCUGCUCACCGGCGAUGAGCUGGACUCGGUUGACUUGGCCACCGACAAUCUGCCCGCGGUCGACACACCGGACGCAUGUGAUAAGGCCGCACUGAGACUUCGCUGUCUCCUGCGGCAACUGCAGCGCGGCGAAAUAUCCGCCGAGCUGCUGCAGAAAAAUCUUCAUUACGCUGCGCGCGUACUUGAAGCCGUUUUUAUCGACGAGACAAAUCAAGAGGACGGUGGAGGUGGUGGUGGACCCGCCGGAAGUAACAAUAGUGGUGGAGGAGGUAGUGGUGGUGGUAAAGCAAUCAGUAACAACGUCGGAGAUAACAGCGGCAAUGCGGCCAGUAAGGAAGCCCGGCGGGGCGCCACGACGUCGGCCCCGCCUACCCACAGUGGGCCCACGGGACCACCGCUCGGGAAAACGACCAUUCAGAGGCGAAAACUACGUGCACCAGUCUGGGCCAGACGCUUGGCCGACGAAGACGAUGAGCUGUCCGAGGUGCAGCCGGAUGCGGUCCCGCCGGAGGUGCGCGAGUGGUUGGCGUCCACGUUCACCCGCCAGCUGGCCACCACCCGGAAGCGAUCCGACGAGAAGCCCAAGUUCCGGUCGGUGGCGCACGCCAUCCGGGCCGGCAUCUUCGUCGAUCGGAUCUACCGGCGCAUCUCGAGCACCGCCCUGAUGCAGUUCCCGCCCGAGGUCGUCAAGGUGCUGAAGUGCCUGGACGACUGGUCGUUCGACGUGUUCGCGCUGGCCGAGGCCGGCACCUGCCAGCCGGUCAAGUACCUCGGCUACGACUUGCUGAACCGGUACGGCACGAUCCACAAGUUCAAGAUCCCGCCGGCCACGCUGGAAACGUUCCUAUCGCGCAUCGAGGAGGGCUACUGCCGCUUCCGCAAUCCGUACCACAACAACCUGCACGCCGCCGAUGUCGCACAAACCGUACACCACAUCCUCUGCCAGACGGGGAUGAUGCACUGGUUGACCGAUCUGGAGAUCUUCGCCACGCUGCUAGCGGCCUUAAUACACGACUACGAGCACACGGGGACGACCAACAACUUCCACGUGAUGUCCGGAUCGGAUACAGCGAUGCUGUACAACGAUCGGGCCGUGCUGGAGAACCAUCACAUCAGUGCGGCGUUCCGGGUGCUGAAAGAGGACGACUGUAACGUGCUGCAGAACCUCUCCAAGGAGGAAUUCCGCGAGCUGCGGUCGCUCAUCAUCGAUAUGGUGCUCGCGACCGACAUGUCGUUCCACUUUCAACAGCUGAAAAAUAUGCGCAACCUGCUAACGCUGGCCGAGCCGCAGGUGGACAAGUCCAAGGCGCUCUCGCUGGUACUGCACUGUUGUGAUAUUUCCCAUCCGGCCAAACGCUGGGACAUCCAUCACAAGUGGACGAUGCUGCUGCUCGAGGAGUUCUUCCGGCAGGGCGAUCUCGAGCAGGAACUCGGGCUCCCCUUCAGCCCACUGUGCGAUCGUAACAACACGCUCGUGGCGGAAUCCCAGAUCGGUUUUAUCGAAUUUAUCGUCGAACCCAGCAUGGCUGUGUGUGCCGAUAUGUUAGAGAUAGUCUUAGCACCAAUAGCACCAAUCGCAAUGAGUAGUAAUAGCAAAAACAACAACAACAAUAACAACAAUACUAGCAUUAAAGCAAACAAUACUCUAAGUGUACCGAACAACAACAACAACAAUAAUAACAGUAGCAGUGGGGGCGGCGGCGGCGGCGGCAGCAGCCCAACCACAAGCAAUGAAGCAAUAGCAAACAACGGAGGAAGCGGCAGUAGUAGUGGGGAAACGACGGCGACGACGGCGGACAAACCGCCUACCAAACCGAAGGACGUCAAGAAUGGCGCCAAGCCGGACCGGUUCGAGAUCAAGAAACCGUGGAUCACCUGCCUGGCGGAGAACAAAAAGAUCUGGAAGGAGCAGGCGCAGCGGGAUGCGGAAGCCCGGGCCGCUGCCGCGGCGGAAGCGGCCGCCAUCGAAGCCGCCGCCCAAGAGCAACAACAAUCAACGGACGACGGAAGCGCCCCGGAGGCGACGACCUCGGAAGUCAAGGACUAAAUUGUUCGUGUUUUUUAUUAUUAUUAUUAUUAUUACUAUUAAAAUUAUAAAAUAAAUAUACAGAGGAUAAUUUCCACGUACCACAACAUACACACACACACGCAGCAAGAAAAUAACACACACACACUUUGCAGUUUAGAAGGGCGAAUGUUGCUGGAGCGCUGCAGGAUAGCGAUUUACACUAGAGAAUACACACAGAAUAGAUUUACCGACACAUGCAAGCAGACACCCCCCCUUUUUCUAUUUAGAAGAAAGUAAACUUAUAAGUGGUAGUAGCGAAAGAAGUAGUUGAAGUGAGGGUAGCAACUUUCGAUGGAAAUUUUUGUGCGCGAAUGAAACAAAUAGAACAGAAGUAACGAUAGAGACAUUCAAAGAAAGGGACAGUUGCACUGUUUUCUAAAAUUUAAAAGAGAAAUUAAGAAAAUAAUUUAGAUGAAAGAAUAGAAAACUGCUAAUAAAAGAGGAAACAAGUACAUUUAAUAAAAAAAAACACAGAAACACACACACACAUAUAUUGCGAUAAAUGUCAUUAGGAAGAAACAAAAACUAAAACAUCUAAAGAGUCUAAUAGGAAUAACGCUGAUAACAAAAGAAGAAGAAAAAUACAUGAGAAAGUAUUUACACUCUCUAUCCAUACUGUUACACAAUCGAAUUGAACCACAAAACAAAAAACACAACCUGAUAUAUUAAAAUGACACUUACUAACUUCUAUUAGGGGAAAGAGCCAGAAGAAGAAGAAAAGAAAAAAAACUAUUUUCAGCAAAGCUAACCCAGACUCGAAGAAAGUCACUCUUGUUAUACGUUAUUAUCUGAUGAUUCCUGAUGAUUACGAAAUCAUAAUGAUGCUACGUAGAAAGUGAGUCGAGCAGUUCGAGUAGGAAAGGAAAUUAUUUUAAUGAAAAAAGGAAAAAAACAUGGAAGUGGACAAACCGCACACAGAAAAAAACACACCACACCACAAGCAAGCAAGCAAGAAUGCAAGCAAGUAAAUUAUAAACCAACUUCAUAAAAAGCUUCAAAACAAA